UAUAGUUGCAGUGGGAGAAGGUGAAGUGAAAAGGGGAAUUAGGGCAAAAUGGGGAUCCGAUUCGUGUUGAUGGUGAACAAGCAAGGUCAAACGCGUCUCGCCCAAUACUACGAAUACCUCACUCUUGAAGAAAGGCGAGCCCUUGAAGGUGAAAUCGUUCGCAAAUGCCUCGCCCGUAACGAACAGCAGUGUUCUUUUGUAGAGCAUCGCAACUACAAAAUUGUGUAUAGGCGCUACGCAUCUUUGUUUUUUCUAGUUGGAGUUGAUGAUGAUGAGAAUGAGCUGGCUAUUUUGGAGUUUAUACAUCUCUUGGUAGAAACCAUGGAUCGUCAUUUUGGCAAUGUGUGUGAGCUAGAUAUCAUGUUCCAUUUAGAAAAGGCACAUUUUAUGUUGGAGGAAAUGGUCAUGAAUGGUUGUAUUGUGGAGACAAGCAAAUCAAAUAUUCUGACUCCAAUUCAGCUGAUGGAUAAAACAUCUUGAAGGAGAAAAAAGAGAGUAUAUGCAGUGAUUUGUGUGUCAUUAUUGACUCUGUUCUUUGUACAAUAAAGUAGAAAAGAUAAUCUCCAAUUUUCUUUAUGAAAGAAAAUUUGAGUGUUGUUCAUUUUGUUUUAUUUUUUUCGCUCCCCUUGUAUGAAUGGAUUGUGUAUAUUUUUUGUCAAGAAAAGAAGUUUGACCCUUGGUAUUAGCACAAUACCCGAUAAGUUGAAAAUUUCAAAUCCAUGACAUGAGGUACUCCCUGCCCCUGCUCACCGACCAAUUGAGGUGUAGCUUAUGGUUAUAUAUAUUAACAUCACCCCUUAGUCAGAUUUAGUGCCUGUUGUACAAAGGGCCGUUGUGCGUGCUGACACUAAAGUGUGGCAUUUUGAAUUCAUUGAGCUAGAUGGGUUGUAAUUGGUAUAGUGGUAUUUGAAAAGAUAUCUUGGGGCUCCCUAAAGUGUGCAUGGUAUCAUUGUCAUUAUGAAUAUACACCCCAAAAUUGUGAAACCCAAAAAAUGUAUACAAUUAAGAUGUGAUCAUAGUUGGAUCAAGUCUUCUAUCAUAAAAUUAGUUGCCUCCACAGCACCACCAGCGAUGAGAACCAAUCCACAAGUGAUGUGUAAACGAUGACGUCAUUGUAUCAUUGUAUCACUUGUGUUACAGAGUAGAUUGUUAAUAGUGGUUAUAUUAAUAUUGAUAACAGGCUUACACGACUCGUUUUCUAGCUGAAGGGAGCUGUCUAGAUAUUAAUUCUUGUGUAGACAUGGCCUGCAAAAGGACUCUCCUAUAAUUGACUCUCGAGCUUGUGUCUUGAAUGCAAAUUCCGUCAGAAUACGUUAUAAAUGGAACAAAAGUUGGGGGUGAUGAUUCGCAUUCUAAUGACUAUGAUUUCUAAACCAAAUAAUGUACUGAGAAGAGUAUUUUACAUGCUUUAGUUUCCAUAGACGUUAUAUUGCAGGUCGGUUGGCUAUGUACAAUAAUUUGAGGUUGUUAC
This is a messenger RNA of Abrus precatorius (Indian licorice), 1471 nucleotides long. Its product is annotated as AP-4 complex subunit sigma. Gene Ontology annotation, biological process: protein transport; vesicle-mediated transport. Gene Ontology annotation, cellular component: intracellular membrane-bounded organelle. Lineage: Eukaryota; Viridiplantae; Streptophyta; Magnoliopsida; Fabales; Fabaceae. The record is from RefSeq and is a predicted model, not a curated record. Bases 49 to 480 code for a protein of 143 amino acids. The transcript has 4 exons.